This is a messenger RNA of Striga hermonthica, 288 nucleotides long. The record is from the annotation of a GenBank genome assembly. Lineage: Eukaryota; Viridiplantae; Streptophyta; Magnoliopsida; Lamiales; Orobanchaceae.
AUGUCUAAAGAAGAACUCCACAUAAAACACGCGGCCGCUUUGGUAGUAAAGCUCGAGGGAAACUUUCUUUUCUGCUGGGACAUCUCUGGGGCCGCCUCAAAGUACUCAGAAGCACUCUCCCUUUACCCCGUCAGGUCCAAGAAGGAAAAAGUUGUACUUUACAGCAAUCGGGCCCAGUGCCACAUAUUGCUGCAACAGCCGCUGGCGGCUAUAAGCGACGCCACGAGUGCGCUUUGCCUCCACUGUCCGGUCAACUGCCGCGCGAGAAGCAUGUGGAGGCAGACCUAG